Zingiber officinale is the source of this 994-nucleotide messenger RNA. Its product is annotated as non-specific lipid transfer protein GPI-anchored 14-like. Lineage: Eukaryota; Viridiplantae; Streptophyta; Magnoliopsida; Zingiberales; Zingiberaceae. Gene Ontology annotation, molecular function: lipid binding. The transcript is spliced from 3 exons. Gene Ontology annotation, biological process: lipid transport. The record is from RefSeq and is a predicted model, not a curated record. The coding region runs from base 209 to 802 and encodes 197 amino acids.
AAGUAAGAAUGCUUGUCUGAUCGAGCGAGCCGGUCGGGCUGAACGAGUCGAGUGAGCGAGGCAAGUAGGUUAAAUUAGUUAGAUUGAGUUAGUGAACCGAUUGAAAACCGGCCGGUUCAACUGACUCGCCCACGGUGUUAAAGGAGGGAAGCAGAGUUGCUCAAGGACCUUCACUGCCGACGACCGACCGACCUCUUUCCAGCUUCUCAUGGCGACCAACGUGGUCUUUUCCUCCUCCUCCUCUGCCUCCCUCGCUCUUCUGCUCCCGCUCCUCCUCCUGUACUCGUUCUCUCUGAUCCUCCCCGGCGGCUCCGACUCCGCGAGCGACUUCGCGGAGUGCGGCAGCGCCCUGGUGGGAUUGCAGACGUGCAUCAGCUACGUGCAGGGGGCGGCCGCGGCGCCGACGCCCGACUGCUGCGGCGGCCUCAAGGACGUGCUGGCGCAGAGCCCCCGGUGCCUGUGCGUCCUCAUCAAGGACCGCGACGACCCCCAAUUACCCGUCAAGAUCAACGUCACCCGCGCCCUCGCCCUGCCCGCCGCCUGCAGCGCCGCCGCCAACGUCUCCAAAUGCCCCAAGCUGCUGAACCUGCCUCCCAACUCCCCGGAGGCGCAGGUGUUCGGGCAGAGCGCCAACAGCACCAUUCAAGCAAAGGGCAACUCCACUGCGAGAACUGGCACUGGGACGGGCAAUUCCCCUCGUCCGACGGCAGAGACCAGCCAAGGAGGGAGAGGGUGGACAGUGGAGAGGGAGGCGGUGGCAGGUUGUCUCCUUUACUUUGUGCUGUUUCUGGUGGCCACUUGAAGUUGCUGCUUAGAUUUUAGAUCUUCUACCGUCAAUUAUUGGAGGCAUGCGUGUGUCAUUGAUUAGUGUGGAUCCAAAAAGGCUUUAUUAUCUUUGUUCCUGCCGAGUGGAGUUAUUGCUUGGCUUUACUUUCCCUUUGCGCAGUGAGCAAUAUGAGUGUGUUGCUAACAAAGUACUUAUUGGUUAUCAUCA